AUGAUUUGGAAGUUUGCUAUUUAUUACCAGUUUUGUUAUAUCUCAAAAACGACAGAUUGGGUAUCACUUGACGUAACAGAGACAACCACCGACCAAUCAGAAGAAAGUUUGUCUACGUCACAUUAG
Messenger RNA from Dentiscutata erythropus, 126 nucleotides. Lineage: Eukaryota; Fungi; Glomeromycota; Glomeromycetes; Diversisporales; Gigasporaceae. The record is from the annotation of a GenBank genome assembly.